Molecule: messenger RNA, 1930 nt
Organism: Tachysurus fulvidraco (yellow catfish)
Lineage: Eukaryota; Metazoa; Chordata; Actinopteri; Siluriformes; Bagridae
Product: zinc finger protein 318-like
Exons: 7
Coding region: 182-1780 (532 amino acids)
Biological process (GO): negative regulation of DNA-templated transcription; positive regulation of DNA-templated transcription
Cellular component (GO): nucleoplasm
Source: RefSeq, a predicted model, not a curated record
AGUACUGUGUGUGUGUGUGUGUGUGUGUGUGUGUGUGUGUGUGUGUGUGUGUGUGUGUGUGUGUGUGUGUGUGUGCGUGCAGCCAGCAGCUCCUCCAGCACAGUUUUCUGCAGUAUGGUCACUUCAACAGGACGAGCUGCAAAAUCUGGAGGUGAAAAAGAAAGCUGAGGAAUUCCUGCGCAUGCUGGAAGCUAAAGAUUGGGUCAAACCUUCCGGCGAAUCGGGAGACAAAGUCACGAGGCGGCAGAAUGCAGACGCCGAAGCCGAGAGACAUGGGUCGGAGAAGCACUCGAGAGGGCGGAGCCGGAGUAAGAGCAGGAGCCGGAGUCAAGGGAGGAGCCUGGGGCGGAGUCGAGGAAAGAGCAGAGCUCGCAGUCGGGGAAGGAGCCGAGCUCGGAGCAGGAGCAGGAGUCGGGGUAAAAGCCGCACCAGAGCAAAGAGCCGGCCUCGCAGUCGUAGCCGCAGCCGGGGGCGGAGCUUAGCCAGGAGUAAAAGCCAGCCUCGGUUCCAUAAAGAAUCUCAGCGCAGCAUUAAAGACACAGCAACUCCAUCUGUUAGUAGAGUACCUGACCUCUUCCAGAACCUGAAACAGGUCCUACAGAGCAAAGAGCUGGAGAAUCACCUCACUGUGGUGAAGAACACCUUCAACCAGACCCAUGAAGACAUGAGGCUGAAGCAGGAAGCUGCACCUUCACAGAAAUUUCCAGACUUUCUGAAGAAGUCCUGCGACCCCGAGCGAGCCGGUUACUCCAACCCAAACUCCGUACUUCCUCACGAGAGAGUGUCCGGAAAUGACAGCACCUUAAAUUGGAUCUUACCCUGGAACGAUCCGGGACAAAAGAUGGGAACUUUCCCGAAUAAAUGCGUCUUCUCCAGCAUCGAGGACGAGGAGGAGUUCCUCUACGGAGAAGAUGACGGGAGGAAGAAGCCCCAAGCCGUCACCGUCCCGCUCGCUCAAACCAGACAUGCUGAAAAUCCGAUCUCGUCUCCAUGUAUCUCCAAACCUCCCGUCCUCCAGGAGCCCAGGGGACAGAGCGUGAUCCCCAGACAACGCUUGACCCCAGACGUCUCAGCAGAGGAGUGCGAGAAGGUGAAGAACCUGCUGAAGACCAUCGGGUUGAACCUGAACCAGUCCGACAUCAGCAAGAUGGUCACCAGACUGAAGCAGAAGCAAGAGGAGCAGAGAGGCGUGAGCUCGAAACAGACUCUCAGAGCGACACUGGAGACACUGCUGAACCGCAAUAAAGUGCAGAAGUCUGAGGACAGUCGGAGUAAUCGAUCUGAAAGCAGCCAUUCAUGUCGAGAGUCUGACCACAGAGAGCAGAGUGAGGAGAUGGAGAGAGAGAAGGAGAAGGAGCGGAGAGAGAAACAGAUCCAGAAGAAGAGGAAGGAGUACCUGGUGAAGGAGCUGGAGGAUCUGCUGAAGCAUGAAGGUUCAGGUGAUCUGAUCCCCGUCAUCGGUUUCUUCUGUCAGCGCUGCGAGGAGUUCCUCGGGGACCUGAGCAGUGCUGAGGGACACAAACACACCAACACACACCAGGAUCAGCAGCUCGAAGACAAGAAGAGGCACCGAGACCAGGAGAUUAACACGGAGAGGAAAAGACCGAGAGAAGACGCUCACAGCCCUCACGGGACCAAGGACGAGUCCAGAGUCCAGGAGACGAAAGACAGGAACGAUGACGACGGCCAGUCGAGUAAGAGCGGCAAAAAGAAGAAAAAGAAAGAGAAAAAGAAGAAGGAAAAAAAGAAAGAGAAGAAGAAAAAGUCUAAGAAGAAUUAGCGUGUGUCUCUCCUGACCGUGUCAGGGCCGACAUAUUAACUCGUCAUACUGGACAAACGUAACGCUUACAAAAGGGUGCCAAAACUUAUUGUCUUUGAUGAAAAGAAACUGUUUUGUCAUCACUGCAAAUAAAGCAGCUUUAGUGUUAAA